Molecule: messenger RNA, 1710 nt
Organism: Penicillium odoratum
Lineage: Eukaryota; Fungi; Ascomycota; Eurotiomycetes; Eurotiales; Aspergillaceae
Product: Zn(II)2Cys6 transcription factor
Exons: 6
Coding region: 1-1710 (569 amino acids)
Biological process (GO): regulation of DNA-templated transcription
Cellular component (GO): nucleus
Molecular function (GO): DNA-binding transcription factor activity, RNA polymerase II-specific; zinc ion binding; transcription cis-regulatory region binding
Source: RefSeq, a predicted model, not a curated record
AUGGAAACUAGCCCAAGCCAAAGUGGGACCCCGGCGCCCUAUGGAAGGGCUUGUUCCAACUGCUCUAGGGCGAAAAGUAAAUGCAUUUUACUCGUGGGAAGAGGUUGUGAAAGAUGUCAAAGACUGAAGAAAGAUUGUCGACCGUCGCCAACGGUACGAAAGCGAAUUAGUCGCUCGUCCACUUCUAAAACAGCGCAGCUAGAGGCAAAGCUUGAUAGUAUCGUUUCUUUGCUGCAAACUACUGGCUCGAAUCCCGGCCUCGCGGUAGACUGGGAUUCAAGCGCCUCGGGGUCAAAGCAACCGUCUCCGUUCAAUUUUCGUGGUGCUGACAUGCCAUCCCCGGCACAAACAGCGUCUUCACCAAAUACUGCUUCCAUAGUGGAUGCCUGCACCGCACUGCAAAUAUCUCCUGAGAUUGCUGAGAAGACAAUCAAUGACUUUCGUAAACAAAAUUUGAAGAUGCUUCCUUUUCUUCAUAUUCCUCCUCAUGUCACCUCACAGCAACUCCGCAACGAUAAGCCAUUUCUAUGGCUAUGCAUCAUGGCUGUUUGUACACCAGGAGAGAGUAAAAGAAACUCGCUUUUCGCCAAAGUAACCGAUCUUUUUCACCAAGAACUUAUCCUCGGGAGCUCUCCAAGCAUGGAUAUUCUCCUCGGGACCAUGACAUAUGUUUCCUGGACAACCUUUACCAAGAGACCAUUCCUCAACUUCUAUGCCCACAUGGUUAUGGGCCUCAUCUGCGACAUGGGGAUCAAUAAGGCUGUUCCAAAAGACUUAUCAGCUAUGCAGGCUUUCAAAUGCGCAGUUGGUUGGCAACAACAUAUUAAUACAAUAAGAACCUUGGAAGAACGAAGAGUUGUGCUAGGAUGCUUUCUAAUCACAUCCAGCGUUGCAUUGGCUCUGAACCGGAUCGACGCCUUGAGAUGGAGCCCACAUAUGGAAGAAAGUUUAACUGUUUUGAUAGACUCAAAAGAAUGCCCGGAGGAUGAAAUUUUGGUCAACCUGGUCAAGAUUCAAUUGGUAUAUCAAGCUCGGCGCGACGGUGAUGACCAGUUAAUAUCGCGCUUUUACAUCAAAUCAUUCCAAGCUCAACUUGAUGUUGUUCGAAAACAAAUUCCCGCACACUUGCAACAAAAUGAAAACAUUUUGAUGCAUGUGUUCACCGCAGAGCUUAUCAUUCAUGAGUGGGCCAUUCAAGCCCCUGCUGAUCCACAAUCCCCCGAGCUAUACCGACUCGAAAGUCUUUGUGCCGCUCUUCACGCAACGAAGAACUGGUUGGACGUUUGGCUGUCAGUUUCCCCACUUGUGUACCUGGGCAUGCCUUUCACAACAUUUUUCCAAUUCUCACGGGUCAUCGUGAGCCUGUUCAAACUAUCCACACUGGAUGAUCCCGGCUGGGAUAAGACCAUGGUGCGGAAUACGGCAAAUAUCCUCGAUUACCUUGAUCGAACAGGUUAUAAUAUGAAAAGGUGCAUUGAUAACACCAUGUCCCCAGAUGACGCGGACUGGUCUGUUCUUGAAAAGGGGAUCAAAAUGGUCCAAUCAAUAAAGCAAGGGUGGGAGCCAAAGCUUAUGGAGGUUUGGUACCCGAGCUUGCCUUCUACUGGUCUCAAUGGUGACGAAUUUGUUCCACCUGCCCCUGAUCUCGCCAUGUUACCUAUCGAUGGUCUUGAUGAUGCAUGGAUGAUGCAGAUAUUUGGUUCCUUAUGA